AUAGCGUGACGUAACACAUCGGAUUGAAUGAACCGGAACUACUAAAUAUUCACUUGUGUUUCCAUGGCCCCCAACCAAGAGAAAACCAAAAGAAAAAAAACAAAAGCGCCACCAAUCAUAUCUAUUUACACAUAUUAUUCCAAGGCUGAAAUGAGUGUAGUACAUUCGCACUUGUAAAGCGAGGCUCCUCCUCCUUACUCUAAUUGCACCCCAGCGAGACCGAUGGUUAACGCCGCUACAUCCUCCGGAAUUUCAUUUCUGUUCAUCCAAAAACAAGAUGGCAGACCUUCCCUUGGAUGAGAUGAUGCGCCGGCGAUUUUUUAGAAAUAACAUUCGUGGGACAAACAACAGACCUCUCGUAGGUCGGGGUGCAGGAGUUUUUGGGGGAACUUUUGACGCCCGACUAAAGAUCGGAAAUACCGAUGUCAGGCAGAGACUUGGAUCAGGAACAGUAUUCCAGGUGAAAGAUGCUAGAGAAAAACUUAGUCAAAAAGACCCCCGCUUUCAAGUUAAGGGCAGUAGUGCGGGAAAGACCAUGCCAGACGCCAGACAGACAAUAAACUCUCGCAAAAAACAGCACGGAUUGAAACGGCUGCACAGCACAAGGACAGAUGACCCACCAGAAGUAAACCAACAGGUUCACAAUAACAGGAGUAAUGUGAACAAAGCCUUUCUUAAUGUGAGCCCCUCCCCUCAAGGAUUAAAUGUUAAAGUGGGCGUGGCAUUGCAACAGGGGGGUGGGCCUAAGAAGGAGGUGGACGCUCGUGAUAGGCUCCGGCUCAAGAGAAGCCCCGCAUCACUGUCAUCUUUCAAGAUCACGAAGACCAUCCAGCAGAAGCCUGCUGUGGGACUGACCAGUGGGAUCCGUGUUGGUGUAGCCAGUAGAAAUACUCGAGUGGAUGAAAUGGAGCCAGGAAGUGAUGUGGAGGAGUCUGUCUUGGGUGAGGAAGAUGUCACCCCAGGCAAACGGAUGAAGAUCGUGACGUCCAGCAACGCACUGCACGAGCAAAUGCUCUCCCUGCAGGCCGAUUCCAUCAGCCGCCCCUUUUCUCUCUCAACCCCAAUUACCAAAGUCGUCCAGAAUGACAGCUACACGGCCAGUCCCCCUGUGCAAAUCCCACCCAGCGCCAGCCCACCGGCUCCUGUCCUGCAGCCUGUGUCCCGGACCCUGAUCACUGGGCAGGUCCAGCAGGGCACCAGUGAGGAUGCUGGAACUCUUACUGGAACGCAGCCAGCUUUCAGUCCUCUGGAAGGGACGAAGAUGACGGUGAACAAUCUUCAUCCACGUGUCACAGAGGAAGACAUUGUUGAGCUGUUCUGCGUGUGCGGAGCCUUGAAACGCACACGACUUCUGCAGGCGGGAGUAGUGGAGGUGGUGUUUGUCAGGAAGGAGGAUGCCAUCGCGGCCUACAGGAAGUACAAUAACCGUUGCCUGGAUGGCCAACCCAUGAAGUGCAACCUUCACAUCCAGGGAAACGUCAUCACGUCAGAUCAGCCCAUUCUUCUGAGGCUUGGUGACACCCCGGGUGUCAGUGACGCAAAGACAGAGGGGCUGCCCACCUCCCUGUCCCGCCCGGGGGGGCGGUCGGCUUCGUCUCAGCCCCCGGUGGAAGUGAAUCCCCAGACCAUCCUGAAAGCCUUGUUCAAGUCGUCUUUUCCGCCCUCCGCGUCCUCAGACUCUGCCAGCUCGCAGGCGACAGCCUUUUGCAUUAAGAUCUAGCAACACGCAUGCACUGCUGUUUGUCAGUUCUGUCAGUAUCCUAAGGAGUUAGAUAUACAUGCCAUGACGUUUUCUCGAUUUAAUUUGGCCAGAAACUGUUCAUGCUACGAUAUUCAGCCACUACAUAGAAGACAAAGCCACAAACCUUCUCCUACCCUGUCCACAUGCAUCUACCCACAGGAAUUUUUGGAUGAUGACCUCCAUAGUGUCUUAACUGACCAUACAUUUACAUUUACCAGGAAGAAAUGUCUGAUAUGGACAGACAGGAUUUUUAAUAGUUGACUGAUAUUAAUGUUGAUAUUAAGUGAUAAUUUGACCUUUAAAAUAUUUUUGAUUCCGAUAGUAAGGCUAAGAACCUCAUUUGUUGUUUGCAUUCCAAGGGAGACAAUGGCUUAUGUUAUGUAUUUGCAGGUUGUUCACAUUGAACACUACUUUUCUGUUGUUUCCCCUCAAAAUCUAAUAAAACUGUACAUUGUCUCUUCCACAUUUUCUUAAAUAACAUUCAAACGAAACUCCGUAUGUGUUUGUGUCCUUUUUCUUCUUUUUUUGGCCUGUAUCUUUGUUAUUUUGGUCAUCUGUGUCCCUGCAACCUGGGAACAGUGUCUAUGGGAAGACUUAAGUACGGUUGAUGUUCAUAAUCUACACCAAUGCAGUUAGUUAUUUUUGUGGCAUUUCUUGAAUACAUUUGUUGCUUACUAAAUUUCUGCUACGUGAAAAAUGAAAUAUUUUGUUGAGCAGUAUAUGCCUAUGGAAACCAAUAAACUGAUACACCCCAGCA
Messenger RNA from Paramormyrops kingsleyae, 2498 nucleotides. RefSeq names its product polymerase (DNA-directed), delta interacting protein 3 (gene poldip3). Gene Ontology annotation, biological process: poly(A)+ mRNA export from nucleus. Lineage: Eukaryota; Metazoa; Chordata; Actinopteri; Osteoglossiformes; Mormyridae. Gene Ontology annotation, cellular component: nuclear speck; nucleus. The record is from RefSeq and is a predicted model, not a curated record. Gene Ontology annotation, molecular function: mRNA binding.